CGAUCGCGGAGAGAGCUCGAGGGCCUGCUGCCGGAGGAGCCGCCUCAUGCGGCCAGCACCUGCCGCGACAGCGGUGGCAGCGGCGCUGGCCUUGGCAGCGCACGCACGCGGUCGGCUGCCGCCCGCGACGGCACGGGCGAAGAGCUCGCGCUGCGCGUGAGGAACACGUUCCUUGAGGCGUACAGCAUCGACGAGAGACACCCGCCGGGCUGCCAGCGGGCGACCUCCGAGCCCCCGGCCAAGGGCCCCCGACCGCACCCGCCCCUGGAGCUCCGCGGGGGCGCCGGGCGGCGGCCGCGAGCUCUGCAGGGGCGCGCUCGGCCGCCGGGAGCCACGGCGCGCGCCUCGCCUCGGGCGGCGGCGCGGGAGAGGGGCGGCCUGGGCUGUGGCGCGGAGGGGAUGCUUCAGCAGGGCAGCACGCUCACCAGCCACGUGAAGAUCUUGCAUGGUGAGGACCCCCAGUGCGUGUUCGUCGUGCGGCGGCUCAACGCGCUGGGCUUUGGGUCCCAGGAUGAUAUUCUGGAGUCGCACUUUGGCAAGAUCGGGCGCGUCGUGAAGAUGCUCGUCGCGCAUUCGAACGUGAGUUCGGGCGGCGCCCAGGGGAAGGUGGCGCCGUUGGGGCGGAGGCGGCCCGGGUCCAUCGGCUUCGUUGUCAUGGCGGACCCCGAGAUCGUCGAGCGCAUUGUGCAGUUGGGCAGGCAGCAGACGAUAGCGGGCAAGUGCGUGCUGGUGGAGCCCUUCGAGGCGGCCGCCUCCCAGGCGAAGGGGCUCAGGCAGACGGACGGUGCAGAACCGUCGACAAAGCUGCACGAAACCAUCGCCGCUGCAGCACUCGCGGUUGAGGAUGGGCUCCGCUCUUAG
This is a messenger RNA of Prorocentrum cordatum, 861 nucleotides long. NCBI's taxonomy places the organism in Eukaryota, Dinophyceae, Prorocentrales, Prorocentraceae. The record is from the annotation of a GenBank genome assembly.